Molecule: messenger RNA, 2589 nt
Organism: Linum tenue
Lineage: Eukaryota; Viridiplantae; Streptophyta; Magnoliopsida; Malpighiales; Linaceae
Source: the annotation of a GenBank genome assembly
AAAAUAUUGAAGUCCUAGCUAAUGCCAACCGUCGGAUCACUGAUGUUAAUGUCCACAAUUGGAAGUGUAGGCCGCUUGACCAGAUCAAGCACGUGAUCGUCGAACCUGCUAGAGAUCAUCCUGAUUCUACUCUCACCAGUUUCUCCUCUAGCACACUCUUCCUACCCUCUCGAACCCUAAUUCCGGAACUCACUUGUGAGCUCCUCAUUCUUCCGUUCUUCGUCGAAUCUCAGGAAGUUGGUCCUUUCAAGAGUGCUCAUGCAAGUCUUUGAAUUGGUCAUUUGAACAAUCUUGAAGAAAGUGGGAUCAGAAUAAAUGGAUUCAGUACCUGCUGAUCCAUCAGCAAAGUCUCCUGAGAGACAACCCACUGCUCCAGUAGAUUCCGGAUCAGAUACUUCUGCGCGUGAUGUUCCAUCUAAGUUGUCUUCUUGGGCUAGAAGUUUCAAAAUCCCUCAGCAGUUGACUACCACAGUCGACGAUUGCCCUACUGGAGGUGCUGGAAAAUCAACUUUUUCACGCUUCACAAGUGGUUUCGGGUUGCGGUCAUCUCCAAAAUCACCUCCAGCAGAUGAGGGUCAUGGACCUGAAGCGGCUUCUGGCUUCAUUGGAACAAUUACCAAAGGUUUAGUUGAUACAUCUAAGAAUGCAGUGAAAGUGGUACAAGUCAAGGCUCGGCAUGCUGUUUCUCAAAAUAAGAGGAGAUACCAGGACGGGGGAUUUGAUCUCGACAUGACCUAUAUCACUGAAAAUAUAAUUGCUAUGGGAUUUCCUGCUGGUGAUAUGAGUUCUGGUUUUUUUGGCUUUGUUGAGGGGUUCUACCGUAACCACAUGGAAGAAGUGAUAAAGUUUUUCGAAAUGCAUCACAAGGAUAAGUACAAAGUAUACAACCUUUGUUCUGAGAGGCUUUAUGACGCAUCAUUAUUUGAAGGAAAGGUGGCUAGUUUUCCGUUUGAUGACCACAACUGCCCCCCAAUUCAACUGAUAAUAUCAUUUUGUCAUAGUGCUUACUCAUGGUUGAAGGAAGAUAUUGAGAAUGUUGUGGUUGUCCAUUGCAAGGCUGGAAUGGCAAGGACAGGGCUCAUGAUUUCUAGCCUUCUUCUGUACUUAAAAUUCUUUCCUACAGCAGAAGAGUCCAUUGAUUACUACAAUCAAAAGAGAUGUUUUGAUGGGAAAGGACUUGUUCUACCCAGUCAAAUUAGAUAUGUGAAGUAUUUUGAGCGUACCUUGACAUACUUCAAUGGUGAAAACCAGCCUGGCCGAAGGUGCAUGCUGAGGGGAUUUCGGCUUCAUCGGUGCCCUUACUGGAUCAGGCCUGCUAUAACUGUUUCUGAUCAUAAUGUAGUCAACGCCUACUACGAAAAUUCCUACGGGAUGGAAAUGUACAUGUUUGAUAUAGAUAGCUAUCCAAGAAUGAGCAGAUUGCAUGAAUCCAAGGUCAAGAAAAAGAAUUUUUAUAUGAUACCUAUGUCGAUUGAUGACUGCUGCUGCUGUUUUGUCCUACUGCAGGUGUUCUCUUUUCUACGAAAAAGCAUUCGAGGACCAAGGACUUGUCGCCAGAAGACUAUUGGUUCAGUGCGCCGAAGAAAGGAGUUAUGGUAUUUGCUCUCCCAGGGGAGCCCGGUCUGGCAGAGGUGGCUGGAGACUUCAAAGUCCAGUUUCAUGACCGCCAGGGAGAUUUUUACUUGUCUUUGGUUAAACACGACAAUGAUGGAAAACAGGAAAGUCCUAAACACGGGUGAUAUCGACGGUUUUGACAAGAGGAAACUUCCAUCACCAGGGUUUCAAGUUGAGGUGGUUCUAGUUGAUGCUAAUAAUACCACUGUUCUCCCAGUGCCCCUAAACACCCCCCAAGCAAAGUCCGACGGAGGAGGCUCGAGCACUGUUUCUACUACCUCACCUGAUACAGCUUCAGCACCAAGCACAACGGCCCCCUCGAUGCAAAGCAAAGACUAUGCACCAAACCCCGAUAAGGAUGAUGUCUUUUCAGACAGUGAAGCAGAGGAAUCGGUGUCUUCGAAGAGAAAAGGAGAUGAAGCGAGCGCAGCACCACAAGCUACUACUGCGGCCGAUGUAGGAUCUGUUGCCACGCCAGCUACUGCUAAAUCGGAGCAACAAGCUGCGAGUUUAACAAAAGCGACGGAACAGGUCUCUCUGGGGAAUGCAGCAUCCGAGAAACCGGUGCACAUUAGUAAUCAGCCAAAGGGGGAAAAUGACACCUCGAGCAUUGGGCAUAACAACACGGAGAGCGAGUUCAAAGCAAUGGCUGCUGAUGCAUCUGUGUUCACUUUUGGGGAUGACGAAGACUAUGAUAGUGAAUGAAAUAAAUAAAAAAGGAGUAUGACAAUCUCCUCUUUUCUUUCUGCACGGUUCUGUACAUAAUGGUUUAUGACAAGUUAUAGUAACUUGGUUCGUUGAUUCUGGAUUUAUUGGUCAGUGUAAACAAAAUGCAGACUUAAGAUGCAAGACUUCCCCUUUGCACCAGCUUGUGUGUAUUUGUUUCAUUGGAUUUUGGAAUAUAAUGUACAUAGUUCUAUUGAUGUACACCGUCCGUCUUAAUGAAAUCUUAGAAGCUUUUCUCCUGUUUUGAAG